Molecule: messenger RNA, 1119 nt
Organism: Effrenium voratum
Lineage: Eukaryota; Dinophyceae; Suessiales; Symbiodiniaceae
Source: the annotation of a GenBank genome assembly
AUGGUCGCGGAUUCGACGGAUCGAUCCGUGCACGCAGCUCACUGCAUAGCAGAUGCCAUCAUCGCUGUGCUGGAGCAGAUCCAGGCCUCUCCUGACACUUCCUCGGUGAAGCGUCUGGGGCGUCUCAUCGAGGACCAGCGCCGCGCUUUGGCGCUCUGCGGCUUCCACUCCUUCGCCGCCUUCGAGGCUGCGCUGGACGCGGCAAGCGGCGACCAUGUGGCGGAGGCUCGGAAGCGGCUGCAGGGCGCUGAGGCCGCCUGGCGGGAACUUCUGGCCGCCAACGAGGCGUCUUUCGGAUCAAUCUCUCGGCUGGCGGUGGGUGACCCUGCGCCCAAGUUAGAGCUGCUGGCAUCCACAGGUCAGCGAAUCUCCUUGCAGGAGAUCUUGGCGAAAAGCCCUAGUGGAGUGCUGAUGGACGGCACCAUGUCGCCGCCCUCGCGGCGCAUGCUGAUGAACUGCAAGCACUCAACGAUCUACAAGUGGUUGAGCUGGCAAGCCCCUCAUUCCCUGGGGACCAAGACCAUGACAAUUCGUUUGAAGGUGGGCUGCGAUUUUCUGCACCUGAUCAAUCCCUCUACGCCGGGGCUGGCGGGGGAUGCUGGGAGCGCAUACGAGAGCUGGGGCUUCGGCAAGUCGGCGCUGGGCGUCUGGGCGCCCGAGGCGCUGCGCUUCUACGUGGACCAACGGCUGGCGGAUGGAUCCGACGGUGUGCCCCGCCCACAGGUGGUGGGAGCUCUUGGGAUCGUUGAUCCAGAGAUGGAGUCGGCCUGUACAGUGCAAGAGCUGACGCUAAAACGAUUCGUGCGGAGGCCGGUGCUUCGGGAAGCCGAAGCUCAUCGAGUGACGGGAGACAUCUUCGACCCCAAGUGCCUUGGAGCCUGGGCUCUGCACAGGAACACUCUGAAUGACGACCUUGAGGCGAUGUGGCUGUUUUCCUCGCUCUCCGGCGGUGUUGGUACAGAAGGGUUGUACAACUAUGCCGCUGCCAACACGUACCUGGACGAGCUGGCGGUGUUGAGGCGUUCCCAGGGCCUGGCGGCCGUGAGUAUCCAGUUCCCCGAGGUGGAAGAGGCGGGUAUGGCGGCCGCUUCCGGGGUGCGAGGUGAGUUUUCGGAGUAA